Molecule: messenger RNA, 1923 nt
Organism: Symbiodinium sp. CCMP2592
Lineage: Eukaryota; Dinophyceae; Suessiales; Symbiodiniaceae
Source: the annotation of a GenBank genome assembly
AUGCUGAAUCCGCCGAGUGCAGCAGGGCGAAAGAGGAGCCCCAGAUAUGGUCAACUCAACAUGGAGUUCUAUGACACACUGGAAGCUCUUCCGGUGGACGCUCUGCCACAGAAGCCACCCACGGGCACGUACAUGUGCCGCAUCAAUCGGGCUCCGGGCGAUCUCAGAGGAUUGAUCCUACUCAACCACAAGAACAAAACCCUGCGCUACAAGUUCCGGUCAGAGCACGACAUUGCGCAAGCUGUCUGCGGACUUGUGCAGCAAGCCGUGUCGAAUGCCCUGGAUGUAGCGGUGCUUUGGGGUAUCCGCAGCGCUCGCUACACCCCCUUGGUGGGUCCGCCUUCCGAAUUCUGGAGCUACGACCCAAAGUUCGAGCCCCGGAAUCCGUGGGCACAACGAGCCAUUCGGGACAUGUGCACCGAUCUACCAGAAAGUGAACUCUACAGCCAACCUUUCCCCUGGACGAUCAUCUCGGGCCAGGUGCUGGAGCUCGGCGACUUCAUCCCGCAUCAUCCAGGGGGUCCUUUGAUUCGCCGCGCCGUCGGCGAAGAUGCCACGGACCUGUUCCUGUCGCAUCAUGCUCCCUCCAGCAGGGCAGCAGAGGUUCUGCGUCGCUGCAGAAUUGGCAGCCUGGAAGGUCACGAGCCCAUGGAGAUCUCAGAGCUGUGGAGGGCACGGCCCUUGCAGAAACUCAUUUGGGAGCGCUUGUGCAGCGCGCAGAUAGACCUCCGGGCCAAACAGCCCCUUGCGGAAGGACUGGCCUUCCUGAUGCUGUUCGCCUUCCUCCUUUGGGCCUGGCUUUGCUAUGCUUGCGGAUGGUGGCGUUUGGACGUGGCUCUUGCCUGGUUCUGGUGGCGACAUUUGGAUGCAGGACUGCAUGCAUCCAUGCAUGGUGACUUCAGACACAGCCUCUGGAUGCAGAAGGUCUUGCGCCGUCUCUACGGCAUGCUGUCGCACCGGGCGCUGGAGUACUACUGCGGUGCCCACGAGCUCAAGGGUAUGGGCCUGAGCAAGCAUUGGUGGCAUCACAUCUUCCCAAACGAUCCAGGUCGCGAUCCGGACUGGAGCACCAUGACGGGAGUCGCCUGGGUCAGGCGUCAUCGCAGUGCCCAGUGGCAUCCUUGCCAUCUAUGGCAGUGCUGGUACUGGCUGCCGAUUGCGACCAUCGUGGAGCCACUCUUGGAGCUCAUUCAGGUGGCUUGCUCGGCGAUGGAGGCCUUGGCAGCACUUCUCGAGCCGCCGAUGGCCGGGGACUUCGCCCCCCGCGCGGCGCACGCGGCGGGACUUUGGCUGGAGAUCUUCGUCAAUCCCGGCUUCCAGCUGGCCGCCUUCUGUGCCCAACCUUUCUGGAAGGCGCUCCGCACGUUAAUCUUGGCUCGGGCCGUAUCCCGUCUUGUGCUUUAUCCCUUCUCAGAGGUGCAGCACUACAUGCCGGAGCACAUUGAUCUCCAGGACAAGGGAGAAGAGUGGGUCGUGGGGCAGCUCCGGCGCACUGCAAACUUGAGGUUUCUGUCCUGGCCCGCUUGGCUAUUGGACUUCCUGAUGUUCCACGGGGACAGCCAUCAGAUCGAGCACCACUUAUGGCCAGCUAUGAGCUUCGUCCAGUACUCUCGCGCGUCGCGGGUAGUACGAGCCGCCUGUGCUGAUCUGGGGCUGCCCUACCACAGCGUCGGCUAUUGGGACGGCUAUCGAAAAAUCCUGGGCCAGAUCUCCGAUCAUGCGGCACCUUCGACCCCGGGCGGAAGCCGCGCAGGGCUGCGGAAGCGAUGCCUAUCCGAUGUGGCGGCAUCUCCUGCUGACCAUGGAAAAGCAGAGGAGGCAUCAUCUCCGGCAGAUCGUCCCGAUGAGUUCCCGCGUAGGACUCGCCAGAGGACGGCUGCGGGCUCCAGUGCUUCCGAGUCCGAUGCCUCCGAGUCCGACUGA